CCUCAUCUUCAUCUCGUCUAUUCGCUGCAUGUCCACGACGGCGCCACUAUCCACUCCAAGGCGCCUAUGUAUACGAUAUGCAAGGAGCUUGUGUUUCUCUCCCACCCAGUCGGCCCAUUUGGCCCCUGCAGCAGCGUCUUCAGCCGGAUCCAGACAGGUACGGCGUGGUUUGCAGCCCCGAAACAUGACAGCGGGCGUUAUGAAGGCGGCCAAGAUGAGCGCCUUGCAAACGUAGCCAAACCAUCGUCCCAGUACCCGCAAACUCUCUGGCGAUUGCCUUUUUGCCUAUCUCUCUCUCUUCGCACCAUAUCGCAGCCCGAGCGCCUGUAGUUUCCAUCUUAUCUUCAUGCCUCCGCUGUAUUGCUGCCACUGAGUGCGGCGUGCGCAACGAUAGCGCAAUGCCGUCCAAGCGAAUCCUUUCCUGGUCAAAACGCCAGUCUAGUUCAGAGCCCUACUAUCGCACUGGGGGGUUGCUAUCGAUUGAGCCCGAGUCUAACACCGACUUCGAAGCAAAGACUACGCUGAAAGUUGAAAAACGACGUUCAGCCAACCUUGUCAUCUUUCCGUCGGACGACAAACAAUAUGUAUCCAGUCCUAUCACACCCCAGAGCGAUGCAGCCGUGUUUGGGGCUGUCACGACCCUCCAGACUACGUCUAGCGACAUGUUGCGCUCUCCGGUGCCCAGCACGAUUGCAUGUUCGAAAUCUGCUUCCGUAGAAAAGCCUCUUCCCCGUCGCCCACGUUCCGUCUCGGUACCGUCGAUUGCAGAACUACCCGCUGAGCUCCCUGGUUCUCUUCUCUUAGAGAAUCAAGGGUUUCCAUCCUGUACAACUCCAGUGUCCGUCCAACCCACAAUCCAGCUCUUUCGACGGGAGAGCCACCCGCCUGACAAGCGUUUGAACCACGGAAUUACAUCGUUGAAUGCAUUGGAUUUGGUCCCGUCACAAUUGAAUCAUACGAGAAGCGUUCCAGAACUUAGCUCGCGGUAUAGCAUCAUGAGAAAUAUUCCCACCGGCGAUGCAAUCGAUUCCCUCGCUAUGGCCCAAGUCGGCCCAUCAGCUGUAUCGAAUAACAAGUCUUUGAACAAAACCGGGAUGCGAAGACGUUCGAGACCGGACCUGAUUACUUCGCUCUCUACCAUGGACGGAAAGGUUUCGACAAACAGAAGCGGCAGGCAUGAUUCUAGUCAGAUGCGGCAGGUCCAAGAGAAGAAAGUACGUGAUCAGGGUUCUGAAAAGCGCCAACGCAGCAGUCAAAAUGAAGUGAGUGCUAUUUGUUUCUUGAUAGAAGCGUGUUUACUGGACAAACAAGAAGACUGCAUAACGAAACAGUUUCAGAACUUCUCUGUGUGCCAUCUCCAACUCUGAUGCGACGAUAUGUGCCUGAGUUAGAUGCACUGCUCUGCCGUUAGGCCAUGGCAUCUGGCUGAUCGCUGGCGAUGUCUCGUUGUAUUGACGGAUCGAAGGCCUGGC
Alternaria rosae is the source of this 1472-nucleotide messenger RNA. RefSeq lists its product as uncharacterized. The transcript is spliced from 2 exons. Lineage: Eukaryota; Fungi; Ascomycota; Dothideomycetes; Pleosporales; Pleosporaceae. The record is from RefSeq and is a predicted model, not a curated record. Bases 399 to 1367 code for a protein of 322 amino acids.